AUGGAUUUCAAACAUAAUCGUUCAGUGAAGCUGAAUGAUGGACACUUGAUGCCAGUGCUUGGAUUUGGCACAUUUGCUCCGGAUGGUACUCCAAAGAGUGAGGCAAAUGAGGCCACCAAAAUAGCCAUUGAUGUAGGUUUCUGUCACAUAGAUGCUGCAUACUUCUACCAGAAUGAGGAAGAAGUUGGACAGGCCCUCAGAGACAAGAUGGCUGAUGGAACUGUGAAGAGAGAGGAUUUAUUCUACACCACCAAGGUGAGCACUUGUGGACAGAAUGGCUGA
This is a messenger RNA of Microtus oregoni (creeping vole), 282 nucleotides long. RefSeq names its product aldo-keto reductase family 1 member C15-like. The coding region runs from base 1 to 282 and encodes 93 amino acids. The transcript is spliced from 2 exons. NCBI's taxonomy places the organism in Eukaryota, Metazoa, Chordata, Mammalia, Rodentia, Cricetidae. Gene Ontology annotation, cellular component: cytosol. Gene Ontology annotation, molecular function: ketosteroid monooxygenase activity; aldose reductase (NADPH) activity; steroid dehydrogenase activity. Gene Ontology annotation, biological process: steroid metabolic process. The record is from RefSeq and is a predicted model, not a curated record.